Messenger RNA from Dunckerocampus dactyliophorus (ringed pipefish), 983 nucleotides. RefSeq lists its product as uncharacterized. Lineage: Eukaryota; Metazoa; Chordata; Actinopteri; Syngnathiformes; Syngnathidae. The coding region runs from base 123 to 635 and encodes 170 amino acids. The transcript has 3 exons. The record is from RefSeq and is a predicted model, not a curated record.
UUGGAGGUUUGAAACACUGUUUUGUAUCGCAGUCACCUGCACAGAGCCAAAGGUAAGAACGUCUUCCACUGCCUUGCCUACCUUUUCACAGUAAAAAGAACAAAGAGCAAUCUUAGUUGUAAAUGUCAGCGGCAAAACUGUUUGGCACCAUAACUUGGAACAUACAAGAAGACAAAAUGCACAUUAGAAUAGCUGUUCUGCUCCUCUGCAUGGUUCCAAUGGUCACUUCUCAGGAAUGGCAAAACGAAAGACCACAGUGGUACCGGACAGAGCACACUGGUGUCAAGGCUUGCUCCAACCUGACACAAAUACUGGACAACUGGAAAUUUGCUAUUGUGACUCAAGUGAAAGACUUGCUCAUCAACGACCACGUGAAUGUGCUUCCCGAAUACAGCAGGAUCCGGCCUCUGUCAGACGCUCUGGGUGACCUCUACAGACAGUUCAGCGCUCUCAAGGAGGAACUGGCGAGCCUCACGGUCAAGCUUGACAGCGUGGAGGCUUUUGCGGACCGCAUCAAGGACGGCAGUUUUACCCCAUCUUUGUGGCUCGUGCGAAGGAGACCACUUAGAGCCCAGAUGAGGCCUCUGGAUCCAAUCAGAGUCAGAAGACCAGAGAGACCACCACGCAGGCCCUAGUAUUGUUUCUCAUAAAAAAAACAUACUUUCACAUAAACAAGACUUUUACAUAUUAUUAUUUCUUAAAGGUUAUUAGUUCAUAUAACGCCAACCAAUUAAUGGGAUGAAUACAAUCUUUGCAAUGCAUUUUUUAUCCACAAGAGGGUAGUAUAUACAACUGCCACCACAGAGAACCAUAGAACCACAAAUGGUCAGCUUUAAGCCACUCUUGAUUGUUACACCCAACAGCAUUGAUCUCUUUGACAAAAUUGAGAAUAAUUUCUUAUAAUUAGAUAUCUAUUUAUAUUGUAUAUAGUAUUGGGAUUUAGUAUAUACAUAUAAUAAUAAAAAUAACAAUUUCAUAAAUAA